UGUGUCAUUGUUACUCCCCUACUGGGCUCGCAGAAAGCUAAAUCUACAGCCGCAUACCGACACCCAGAUUCAGACCAAACCACACAACCUGACCAGUCCAAGUAACUCUGUGAGGACUUGAAGUGAAGGUAUAUUGGACUUUCCCUUGAAGUGUGAAGUAAUUUUUCUGACAACUCUCUGAGGCAUCGCUUGUCGGCUAAGCUAGCAGGAAGAGCUAACGACAGUUGGCUAAAAACUCCUGCUCCGGUGAAAAGAGACCACUGAAGGCUGCUGGACUCGACAGUUCCAGCAAUGUGAGCUGCUCUGAUGUAUGGACUUGGACAUUGUUGCAGCCUCUGGUUGAGACAGCUUUCAAGCUGGUCUGGAGGACAGAACCACUGCAUUGGAGUUAACAUCAGACAGACCUGCAGCUGAUCAGGUGCAUGCUGGCCUGGAGUGCAGCAUAAAUCCUCAGAGAAGCCUCCUCUCCUCUCCUUCCCUCCCUCUGUUCACCAUAAAGCAUUACUAUGCCUCUGGGUUUAGGAAGAAGGAAGAAGGCCUCUCCGUUGGUGGAGAACGAAGAAGCAGAGCCGAUCCGUGCUGGUCUCAAUGUGUCGGGUAUGGAUGGUCUAGAUGGAGGUGUCGUUGGGUUGGGUGAAGGUGCCACCUCUGAAGGUCUGCCCCCUCCACCCAGCAGCAUGCGACCUCGUCUCAUCUUCCACACUCAGCUUGCUCACGGCAGCCCAACAGGCCGUAUCGAGGGCUUCAGUAAUGUUCGGGAGCUCUAUGCCAAGAUUGGAGAGGCCUUUGGGAUACCACCAUCUGAGGUCAUGUUUUGCACUUUGAACACUCACAAGGUGGACAUGGAUAAACUCUUGGGAGGUCAGAUUGGGCUAGAGGACUUUAUUUUUGCCCACAUUAAAGGACAGCGAAAGGAAAUCGAGGUGUACAAAGGAGAGGAUGCAUUAGGGCUGACGAUCACCGAUAAUGGAGCUGGCUAUGCUUUCAUCAAGAGAAUCCGAGAGGGCAGCAUCAUCCACCAGAUCCAGGUCAUCAACGUGGGCGAUAUGAUCGAGUCGAUCAACGGCCAUCGUCUGAUUGGAUGUCGACACUACGAGGUGGCAAAGAUGCUGAAGGAGCUGCCCAAAGGGAAGAUGUUCACCAUCAAGCUAACUGAGCCUCUCAAGGCCUUUGAUAUGAUAAGCCAGAGGUCUGGAGGGUCCAGAUCAGCGUCUGGGGUUCAGCUGGGGACCGGCAGAGGAACUCUGCGGUUACGCUCUAAAGGACCCGCCACUGUGGAGGAACUGCCGUCUGCAUUUGAGGAAAAGGCCAUAGAGAAGGUGGAUGAUCUACUGGAGAGCUACAUGGGCAUCAGAGACAGUGAGUUGGCGGCGACCAUGGUGGAGCUGGGAAAAGACAAGAAGAACCCUGACGAGUUUGCAGAGGCUCUAGAUGAAACUCUGGGAGACUUCGCCUUCCCAGACGAGUUUGUUUUCGACGUCUGGGGCGCCAUCGGCGAUGCUAAGGUCGGGCGGGUUUAACCACAAACACUAACGGAGUAGACCAACCUGUGUGUGCGUGACACCCACAGCAUUCAGCACUACUAGGAAACACAACACUACCGUCAUGAGUUUGUUUUUUUUCCAGUGUAUAUCCCUACUAUUUUAAUUUAGAGUGCACUCUGUUGGGAGACUGUGCCACACAAAGAGGAUGAUGGCAGGGAACGGGAGAAGGAGCAACUGUGAUGACUUCCCAAGUGCUUUUAUUUGUCUUCCGGCUUUUCCAGAAACUACAAGCACGCUGAUGAGCAUUUCCCUACAUGACCCUGCAUGUCAUUGUUGUAGUUUCUGGCAGUGGAACAAGAACAGCACAAGUUAUAACACGGGAGAAAUGAAAGACUACAGCUAACACAAAGUAGAUCUUUGACACUUAGCAAAAAGAAAAUGUGAUGUUAUCCCUCAGCAUUUCUCUGUGUUGCACUGCGCCGUAGACCAACGCCAGGACUGAGCAGAGAUUACACUGUAUUUUAUCUUGGUGAGCGACACGGUUAUUUCAGAGCCUCCCUGAAUGACGGUUUCAUCCUGAACCACUCAGUGUUACUGUUAUUGGUGAAUUUUACAAGCAUGUGCUGUUAUAUCUUUAUCUUCUUCAUGAACUCUGCUGGUUUUAUGUUUUUAUUUGGUCAAAGAGGAAACUGAAGUUGCUAAAAGGCUCAUCGUAAAGUGUAGCUGGCUGACUAAAAGAUCAGUGGCGUUGGAUCACUGUUAACACACUCCAUGCUGUAAUGAAGUUAACUGCAACACAUUUCUGUCUUACUUUCAGGAAAUCAGUGUUAAUGUACUUUUUUUUAAAUUGAAGGUCAUUGUGUGAGAACGAGAAGUGGAUUGGUCUCCAAGUCUGUGGAGUGUCUUGACUUACUGGUAUUUUUUUUAUAGCUAGUGUUUUUAUAUAAAGUGAUGUGACGUCUAUUUUAAAACGAUGCUUGUGGAUCAGAUGUUUUCAUGCAUUACAGAAGACAGUAUUAAAGAACAGAAAGUCAUGGGAUGGACCAGUUUUGUGAAAAAAAGAAAGGGAGAGAAAAAAAUGCCUUCAUUUCUUCUCAUUUCAAGCAUUUUUAAAAGUUUUUGUUUGCAUUCUUGUGAAUGGUGCUGAAGAUACCGUCAGUGGGAGCAGAGCGAUACCAAACUACUUCAAAAGGUGACGUGUGUCGUUCAUAGAGGAGAAAGAAGAGGCACCAACUACUCCAUAUAGACAAACGUGUCUUAAGAAAACCUUUUGGUGUUAACCUUUCAGUAAUUCCAUCUGUAAUCUGUAUGAAGCUAUUUGUUGUUUUGUUUCAUUCUUCAGAGCUGAUGAAUAUCAAUGAGUUAUGUAAUGAAACUGAUGCUAGAGCACUGUAACACUGAGGAGAACACAUUAUUCUGAUGGCUUUGUAUUACACUGUUAUCAAUGUCCAAUUAUAAUGCGAUAACAACCACA
This is a messenger RNA of Cheilinus undulatus (humphead wrasse), 2958 nucleotides long. It is a transcript of the gene gipc1, whose product is annotated as GIPC PDZ domain containing family, member 1. NCBI's taxonomy places the organism in Eukaryota, Metazoa, Chordata, Actinopteri, Labriformes, Labridae. The transcript has 7 exons. The record is from RefSeq and is a predicted model, not a curated record. Gene Ontology annotation, molecular function: protein binding. Bases 507 to 1520 code for a protein of 337 amino acids.